CCCGCCAGCCUGCCCUGCGAGGAGCUGGCUGAGCCCGGCCUCGUGCCCGCCGCCGCCGCGCGCUACGCGCUGCGCGAGAUCGAAAUCCCGCUGGGGGAGCUGUUCGCCCGCAAGUCCGUGGCCUCCUCGGCUUGCUCGACGCCUCCGCCCGGGCCGGGGCCCGGGCCCGCCUCCGCCUCCCCCGCGUCCCCCUCGCCCGCGGAUGUGGCUUACGAGGAGGGCCUGGCGCGCCUCAAGAUCCGUGCGCUGGAGAAGCUGGAGGUGGACCGGCGGCUGGAGCGGCUGAGCGAGGAGGUGGAGCAGAAGAUCGCAGGCCAGGUGGGUCGGCUGCAGGCUGAGCUGGAACGCAAGGCAGCGGAGCUGGAGACUGCGCGACAGGAGAGUGCGCGGCUGGGGCGCGAGAAGGAGGAGCUGGAGGAGCGUGCUUCCGAACUCUCGCGCCAGGUGGACGUGAGCGUGGAGCUGCUCGCCUCGCUCAAGCAGGACCUGGUGCACAAGGAACAGGAGCUGAGCCGCAAGCAGCAGGAGGUGGUACAGAUCGACCAGUUCCUGAAGGAGACAGCGGCACGGGAGGCCAGCGCCAAGCUGCGGCUGCAGCAGUUCAUCGAGGAGCUGCUCGAGCGGGCGGACCGGGCCGAGCGGCAGCUGCAGGUCAUCAGCAGCAGCUGUGGCAGCACGCCCAGCGCCAGCCUGGGCCGAGGUGGUGGCGGAGGCGGUGCCGCACCCGGUCCCCGGGGUCCUGGCAGAAUGCGAGAACACCACGCAGGCCCGGCCAUGCCUAGCACAUACGCCAUGUCAAGGCAUGGCUCCUCUCCCAGCACAGGGGCCUCCAGCCGUGUCCCCGCUGCAUCCCAGAGCUCAGGCUGCUAUGACAGUGACAGUCUGGAGCUACCCCGGCCAGAAGAGGGGGCCCCCGAGGACAGUGGCCCUGGGGGCUUGAGCACACGGGCCCAGGCUGCCAACGGCGGCUCGGAGCGCACCCAGCCCCCUCGCAGCUCAGGCCUGCGGCGCCAGGCCAUCCAGAACUGGCAGCGCAGACCCCGCCGACACAGCACGGAGGGGGAGGAGGGUGAUGUCUCGGACGUGGGCUCCCGAACCACGGAGUCAGAGGCUGAGGGCCCCUCAGAUGCCCCCCGCUCUGGGCCUGCUAUGGCCGGGCCACUGAGCAGCUGCCGGCUCUCAGCCCGCCCUGAGGGAGGCAGUGGGCGGGGUCGGCGAGCUGAGAGGGGCAGCCCCUCGCGCUCCAAUGAGGUCAUCAGCCCAGAGAUCCUCAAGAUGCGAGCCGCCCUGUUCUGCAUCUUCACCUAUCUGGACACACGCACACUGCUGCAUGCUGCCGAGGUCUGCCGGGACUGGCGCUUCGUGGCUCGUCACCCCGCGGUCUGGACACGGGUGCUGCUGGAGAAUGCCCGCGUCUGUUCCAAGUUCCUGGCGAUGCUGGCCCAGUGGUGCACCCAGGCCCACUCACUGACGCUGCAGAACCUGAAGCCCCGGCAGCGGGGCAAGAAGGAGAGCAAGGAAGAGUAUGCCCGGAGCACCCGGGGCUGCCUGGAAGCAGGGCUGGAGUCCCUGUUGAAGGCUGCUGGGGGGAACCUGCUGAUCCUGCGCAUCUCCCACUGUCCCAACAUCCUCACUGACCGCUCGCUCUGGCUGGCCAGCUGCUACUGCCGCGCCCUGCAGGCCGUCACCUACAGGAGUGCCACAGACCCUGUGGGCCACGAGGUCAUUUGGGCUCUGGGUGCAGGCUGCAGAGAGAUUGUCUCCCUCCAGGUGGCGCCACUUCACCCUUGCCAGCAGCCCACACGCUUCAGUAACCGCUGCCUGCAGAUGAUCGGUCGCUGUUGGCCCCACCUUCGGGCCCUGGGGGUUGGGGGCGCUGGCUGUGGGGUGCAGGGCCUGGCAUCACUCGCAAGAAACUGCAUGCGGCUGCAGGUCCUGGAGCUGGACCACGUGUCGGAGAUCACCCAGGAGGUGGCAGCUGAGGUCUGCCGGGAAGGCCUGAAGGGACUGGAGAUGUUGGUGCUCACGGCCACACCCGUCACCCCCAAGGCCCUGCUGCAUUUCAACAGCAUUUGCCGGAAUCUCAAGUCCAUCGUGGUCCAGAUUGGGAUUGCUGAUUAUUUCAAAGAGCCCAGCAGUCCUGAGGCCCAGAAGCUGUUUGAGGACAUGGUGACAAAACUCCAGGCCCUACGACGGAGACCCGGCUUCUCUAAGAUCCUGCACAUCAAGGUGGACGGUGGCUGCUAACCCGGGGUGGGGGGCGGCAGGGCCCCUGCCAGCCCCACACCAGGGUACUCUUUUUGGACCUCCAGAGGGACCCUGAUUUGGACUAGACCUUUGGAGGCCUAGUGUUAUCCCUGGCUUCCAGGGAGGGGUUGACAGUUUCCUGUCCUCCUGGGACAGUGGAGCAACGGGCCUGACGUUGGGCACUGGCUCUUCAGGGCAAGGGCUUGGACAGAAGCUGCCCUUCAACCCCCCACUCCACCCCCAACUGGAUCAGCCUUCUGGGCACAGCCAGGAAGGAGCUGAGUCACCACCAGCACCCGGUGUCAUAGCUCCGAGGACCUGCCAUAAUCACUGAGUGGUUCCUUGGCUGCCUGGGCUGCCGGGACAGGCCUCCCCUUGUCAGGGACCUCUGCUGGUCCCCAGGCCAGACAGGGCUCCCCAAAGCAGCUCAGACUCGGCGAGAAGGGCUCUUUUCUUCCCCCUGCCCUGUUCCAGCCCUCUGUGGGGCACCCCCUUCAGACAGUCUGCCGAGGCUCUGGGUCCACAUUCUCCAGGGAUAACACAGACAGGCCUUGGGGGUCUGGGAAUGUGGCCAGCCAAAAGUGGGGGGGGGGGCAGGGUGCAGUGAGGUAGAGGAAUGGGCUUGGAUUGGCAAAACAUUCAUCUAGAACUUUUCCCCAGGAUAUUGAAACCACCACUCCCAAAGUGGGGAAAUUGCCAAGUAGAGAAAACUUAGUUUUUAUUGCUAGAAACAAGAAGAUCCCUCCUCCCAACAACCACACCCCCCAUGACACACCAGAGCUAAAUUCAGAGCUAAAAGGUGCAUGUUUCUCUACCUUCCACCAAUCCUGAGCCUCCGGAGGGGCAAAGAACCAGCUCUUGGAAACAUUAUCAGCUUUGAGAAGCAGUUCCUAUCUUCAAGAAACGCCCUUCUCUUCCAGGUGCUUGACAGGAAUCUAAUGGCCUCUGGGUCCCCAGUGCUGUGGUGAGAGGGAGUCACUGGGCUGCCUUCUCUCUGGAGGAGGCCAGGAGGAUGGUUUGGUUUGCUUCCUUGUCCAGCUAGCUUGCUUGAAAAUGUAGCCUUGGUAGGGAACUAGACCCAUGAGGCCAAGAACAAGGAAGAGUACCCUCAGACUUUCCUCCCUCCCCAGUUUCCACUGGCCCCAGGGGCAGUGCUGGGACCUGAGCCACAGCCACUUAGCUUAGAAGCCACAGAACACAAGUGGGUUUUCACAGACUUGCAUGGUUCCAGCAAGACCAGGUUCUGGCACUAAGGCUCCAAAGACUCAGGUCUCCCCAGUUCCUCCUCUCAGAACCCUCAGUGGUGUAGAGGCUAUGGGUCCUGUCAACAUUCAUUUGGAAAGUUCUUUCAAACAUUAACCUCAAUCCAUCUUAGGGUUUCCUUCUCUCCCAUACAGGACCCAGCUCUGCCCUAACCAUUAGGCUGCUGGUCCUGGCAUGGCUGGGCUCUUCUGGUUUCUCAGCCCUUUGCAGGGACCCAACUUUCUGCCACAGCCUGGCUUAGACAUCAAAACCCAGCCCUGGGUUACCCUGUAAUGAGUCCUCCAGAGCUGGGACUCCACAGACUCAGCAUCCAGCUCCCCUAGCUCCCCACCCAGCUCUGUCCCAGCUCUGGUUGAUGACUUUUCCCCCCUGUGGCUUAUUCUGGCCUUGCCCUUUGAAGACCCCAGCUACCAAGGGUGUCAUGUUGGCAAUUCCCUGUCCGGUCCUACAUGAAGUCUUGGCUGUGUGGCAUCCCCCACUCCAGAGCGGCUGGCUCCAAUGGCUCCCACCUCCCCAGCCUUGUCCCCAGGAGUCACAGGAAGAAGCACAACUUUUCUCUGUCCUCCAGGGGCCUGGGAGGGAUAUGGGUGUGCCCUGGGUGCAUCUGUCCUGCCUUGCCAACUCCACCCCUUUGUAACUCCUGCUUGAGACCCUAGGGCCAGAGGUGCUGCCCCCCUCCCCCCCGCUCCCCCCAAUCUCCUGGACAAAGCACAAAGGGAUGCCCUGCUUGGCCCGAGCCUGCCUUACUGAGGGACUUUUCUGCCCCUGGAAGCUUCCAUCCCUGAAUACAAGGCUUUGGAUAAUAUCUCCCUGGGUGGACAGCCGCUGGAAUGUCGGGAAAAGAGGUCAGGGUGCAUGGGGAGUGAGCUAUAGUUGGGGAGAGAUAGUUCUGAAAGGACUGAUUCUAGGAGUAGGUUCGUUCACCCACUCCACCCACCCAUCCUUGCAGCCCUGAGUACCACCAGCACGGGGGGCAGAAGAGUGAACAGGGCCCCCCUUCUCCUGGCUGGCAGGAAGUUUGGCCAGCAAGUCCCCACCUUGUAUUUGCCAGCUUGUGUGUGUGAAAGGUGUUUAGGAGUACAUAUUGCACAGGCCCCUGCCCACGCAAACAACAGGGCACAGCAUGUCCCCUGCACAGCUGCCCCUGGGGCUGCACGCUGGACUAAAUGUGUGCGGAGAACUGGGAAGUUGCAGGCCCCUUGACCCCAGACUGGAAGCUUUGGCUCUCAGUGGGAUGAGCCCUGCUGCUGUGUGGGGAGCUUGUUUGCAGGGUUGCUUCCUUGGCAACCACACAGCAUGGCGGAGAACGGAAAACAGGGACGGAGGAUCUGGCCAUCCUUGAGGCACCUCACCCCUCACUUUCUCUCACUCAUUCAAAAAAUAAUCCUUCUCCAUCUCACACCUAGUAAGAUGCAAAGGAGGGCAAUCAAAGCAAGACCUGCUUCAGGGGUCCUGGGCAUGUGUAGAGGUCCCAUGGGCCCCAGCACAUGGUGUCCCUACCACCUCUCCUUGUUAUGUAGCCUGCAGCCAGCAUCUGGGGGGCUGGUUUAGCUGGAGUAUUUCAUCAGGCUUGCUUUGGGCUCCCUCCCCAUGGCACCAGCAGGGGACAAAGGAGAUUCCGUAUGUCUGACACCCCCCCCCCCCCUGCCCCGGGGAAAGGAAAUGUGUUGCCCAGAACCAUGGCUUUUCACUGGCUGAGAAACCACCUAAGGAACAAGGCAGUCCAGAAUUUCCUGGUCCUGUGAGAGUGGUUGAGUCAGCCUCUCAAGAAGAGCUUCAAAAACAAAAAAGCCACCUCCUUCCCAACGCCCGCUGCUCCAAGGUUUGGCUCCAUCCUUUCCCUUUGGGUUCUGCUUGUUCCCCUGGUCCUUUGGGCUGUGGGUGGGAAGCUGCCUAGCCCCUAAGUCCUCUAAGGCACUAAGCUAAAGACCCUCCCAGAGUGACUAUUGGUGCCAAAGACCCAAUUCCUGGUGAACUUGGGUUGAAGACCGGGGAGAUGGUGAGCAGGUGCAAGGCCCACAUGCCCAGAGGAGUGAACUCAAACUGAUGGGAUCUGUCUAGCCCACCAGCCCUUGAGGAGUGGAAUUCCCUCCCCCAGGGGCCUGGUACUACUCUUUAACCCUGGUGGUCAUGCUUUCUCACCCAGCCUUGUUCCAGGCUUGCAUUUCUGUAUAUACUGCUGUGUAUUGUGUGUAUGUAUUUAUUCCUGGACAAGUGUAUUCAUCUGCAGCCUUUGCCUGAGGAUAAGGUUUAGGAUUGGUGAAGACCAGAAUACCAGGGCCGACUAACACAACCAGCUCCUAGUUCUUCCCCAAACCCCUGGGACCCUGGCCAGUCCCAAGACUGCCCUGACAAUCAGGCAGGCUUCCCCACCAAGAGCCCAAGCCGGGUCUGCCAUUGCUGGCACGGCUCCAGGAGGCUUGGCCUUGGGCAGGUGCAGAGGCCUGAGGUGACCUAAGCUUGCCUCAUGACUGGCACCAGUAGGCUUGGCUCUAGUGGGCACUGCUAGCGGGGACCUCCACGGGUGGCCCCCAGGCCUGCCUUCCCCGCACAGCCAGGCUGUGAUGCGCCUGAGCCGUGAGAGGGUAGCUCCCCCCACCCCAAGCAAAUCAGGUGGAGGGGUGGAAAGCAUUUUUUGGUUUUGUUUCUGAAGUGGUGCCUGUACCUCCAGCCCCCAGGGGGCCUUCCCUGGCCCCACUUCUCUGCCCCACCCAGGCAUCGCCGUCCCAGCACUUUGCCCCACAGCACCCACAGAUGCUCUGUGCUGAAUGUACCUGAGUGUAUGUAUUCAAAAGGACUCACAUGGGCAUCUGAGAAUUUAUGACUUUGUAUCCAAUAAAAGGUGGUGAAACUGGA
Messenger RNA from Suricata suricatta (meerkat), 6366 nucleotides. It is a transcript of the gene FBXO41, whose product is annotated as F-box protein 41. The record is from RefSeq and is a predicted model, not a curated record. The transcript is spliced from 12 exons. NCBI's taxonomy places the organism in Eukaryota, Metazoa, Chordata, Mammalia, Carnivora, Herpestidae. The annotation marks the transcript as partial. Gene Ontology annotation, molecular function: protein binding.